Amoebophrya sp. A25 is the source of this 978-nucleotide messenger RNA. NCBI's taxonomy places the organism in Eukaryota, Dinophyceae, Syndiniales, Amoebophryaceae. The record is from the annotation of a GenBank genome assembly.
AUGUGGCAAUUCAUGAAUCAUGCAGCGUUUGCGCACGGUAACCCGUCACAGGCGCAAACGAGUUCGUCUUCAUCUUCCUCAAAGACAGCAGUGACGAUUCCGGGGUUAGGAAAUUUAGUCAAAGUUCAUAAGAAUAAGUCAUCUUCUAGCUCAGCGUCGAAAUUUGUGCCAGUAAUCAAACAGAACGUGAAAGGAAUUAGAGUACUUAUGAAAAGAGUGCUACCUUGGGAGAGUUCUAGCAUAGCGGUAGAAGAACAUAGCUCGUUGCCAGUUCUAAACAGCAUAGCAUUACCAACACUAGAAGAAAUGAAAAUUAUGGACCAUCAAAGUUUGUUUGAUCGAGUUAAGAGAAUUUUAGAAGCGCAUAAGCCUCAAAUUUUGGAUUACAACAUGACCACCAAGCAGAAGAUUGAUUUUUUGAAGACAAAGACGCCAACGGCAGCCCGUUGUCUUGUGUCUUCUCAUUUAAUGCAUGUUCGGGGCGAGUCAGUUAAAGAUUGGGCACCUUAUCUAUCUUCUUUUCGAUCCUAUCUCAAUUUUUGCGUCUCAAUUGCCGAGUGCCCUUUCCCUGUGUCGGCAGACAAACUUCAAGCUUUUCUUUGCAUUCAUCGUAUGGAUGGUAGUGCUAACGUCUCCAAGUGUGCGCUGAGAAAGAUUUCCGAAGUGCUUCGGGUCCCUUUCCCCUCGGUCCCCGAGUUACGGUCGGUGAUGGCUGGCAUUCGCCGAAAUCAGCCGAUGCGUCGGGUGAGGGACCCCGUUAGCCCGGCUUUUCUUAAUAAAAUCCUUGCAGAUACCACGCUUGGUGCAGAUUUUAGAAUGCUGUUCUCCGUUUGUUGGAUGUUCUUGUUUCGUUUAGGAGAUGAGGCAGUACCCUUGUGCAAAUAUAAGGAUUUGGAUCAGUUCGAUAGGACGAAAAAGCUUACCAGUCAUAGUGCUGCUUACGCUGAUGACAAUAAAAAGAGGUGGCAACUCGACUAA